This is a messenger RNA of Hordeum vulgare subsp. vulgare (domesticated barley), 1008 nucleotides long. Its product is annotated as probable glutathione S-transferase GSTU6. Gene Ontology annotation, biological process: glutathione metabolic process. The transcript has a single exon. The record is from RefSeq and is a predicted model, not a curated record. Bases 67 to 1008 code for a protein of 313 amino acids. NCBI's taxonomy places the organism in Eukaryota, Viridiplantae, Streptophyta, Magnoliopsida, Poales, Poaceae. Gene Ontology annotation, cellular component: cytoplasm. Gene Ontology annotation, molecular function: glutathione transferase activity.
UUCAGUUCAGAGCACAGACACAAGAGAGCAAAUAGUGUAAUCGUGAGGGGAAGAGAUCGGUCGAAGAUGAUGGCGGACGAAGGAGAAGGCGUCAAGCUGCUGGGUACGGUGGUGAGCCCGUUCACGGUCCGCGUGCGCAUGGCGCUGCACCUCAAGGGUGUAAGCUACGAGGACCUGGAGCAUGACCUGUUCAACAAGGGCGACCUCCUCCUCGCCUCCAACCCGGUGCACAAGAAGGUCCCCGUCCUCAUCCACGCUAGCAGGCCCGUCUGCGAGUCGCUCGUCAUCGUCGAGUACGUCGAUGAGGUCUGGGCCGGCGCGGCCUCGCUCCUCCCCGCCGACCCCUAUGACCGUGUCGUUGCCCGAUUCUGGGCAGCCUACGUCGACGACAAGGUGGUCUCCCUGCGCGCGACCACCGAGGAGGAGCGAGCGGAGAGGCUCGACGUCGCGCUCGCGGCGGUCAGGCCCUUGGAGGAUACCUUCGACGCUUGCUCUGGCGGCAAGGCCUUCUUCGCCGGCGACUCCGUCGGGUACCUCGACCUCGCGCUCGGGUGCCACCUCUUCUGGUUCGAGGCGUUGCGCGAGAUGUUCGGCGUGAUGGUCAUCGACGCCGGCAGGACCCCGCGCCUGGCCGCCUGGUCUGGAAGGUUCCUGGAGACGGAGACGGCCAAGAAGGCGGCGUCGCCCAUUGAGAGCAUAGUGGAAUACGAGGGUCCUUGUUUCUUCCAUGGAGAUGAGAUGAGAGUCUUGGGAGAGGAGGAAGCAGAGAGCAGAACGGCGUGGCCGCAAAGGAGGCGCACACGCUGCUGUAGGGGGAGCGGGUAUCUUGAGAGCUCGCCGAUGCGGAGCAGGCAGCGGAGGCCGCGGACGGCUUCCUCCUCCGCACGUCGGAAGAUGAAGCCCGGGAGGGGAAGGGAGCUCGGCUGUGGCGCCGUGGUGGAGAACGCCGGGCCGGCGUACCUGGCCGCGACGGCGACCGGCACCAUCUUCUUGGUACCGAUGAUGUAG